Dioscorea cayenensis subsp. rotundata (Guinea yam) is the source of this 1353-nucleotide messenger RNA. Its product is annotated as indole-3-glycerol phosphate synthase, chloroplastic-like. Lineage: Eukaryota; Viridiplantae; Streptophyta; Magnoliopsida; Dioscoreales; Dioscoreaceae. Gene Ontology annotation, biological process: L-tryptophan biosynthetic process. Gene Ontology annotation, molecular function: phosphoribosylanthranilate isomerase activity; indole-3-glycerol-phosphate synthase activity. The record is from RefSeq and is a predicted model, not a curated record.
UCAUUUGGGGGUUAUCUUCGCAAAUUGCAAGACUUUGCAAACAGUCGUGAAAGAAAUGGAAGGGCUUUCGCUUGGAGCCAAUUCGAGGUUUAGGGUUCUUGUUCCCGGGAUUGCCUCAUCGAAAUGUGGAGAAAUUCGCCCCUCCAGGGACUUGGAUCCACGUAUUUUGGGGCGGUCGCACAAUCUGGCUCCUCUUUGCUGCACGAGAGGCCAAGAGGUGACUAAUGAUGAAUCUUCUAGAGGAGCUUAUGCUAGUAAUUAUCUUGCUGACUCUGUGGAAGCCAUGGAAUGGGAGAGUGGAACGUCGCUCGAAGAUAUUGCGGCAAAGCAGGGCAUCAGAAUCAGAAGACGCCCUCCGAUCAACUCGGGGAGUGAGGAAAGUGCUCCACGCAAUAUUCUAGAGAAGAUCAUAUGGACCAAGGAUGUGGAAGUUUCACAGUUGAAAGAAGAAAAACCCCUUUCUCUGCUUAAUGAAGCUCUUGAGGAUGCUCCUCCGGCUAGAGAUUUUGUAGGGGCUCUUAAGGCAUCUUAUCAGCGUACUAAUAUGCCUGCUCUGAUAGCGGAGGUGAAAAAGGCUUCUCCUAGCAGAGGAGUGCUACGGCAGGAUUUUGAUCCAGUCCAAAUUGCUAAGGCGUAUGAGAGAAAUGGAGCAGCAUGCUUGAGCAUUUUGACUGAUGAGAAGUACUUUCAGGGAAGCUUUGAAAAUCUGCAGCUUGUUCGUGAAGCUGGAGUUAAGUGCCCACUUCUUUGCAAAGAGUUUAUAAUCGAUCCUUGGCAAAUUUACUAUGCUCGACUGAAAGGUGCUGAUGCAGUUCUCUUAAUUGCUGGUGUAUUGACUGAUCUUGAUAUCAAACUCAUGAUUAUGGUCUGUAAAAAACUUGGUAUGGUGGCCUUGGUCGAGGUGCAUGAUGAAGUGGAAAUGGAUCGCGUCUUGCGUAUUGAUGGAGUUCAGCUCAUUGGUAUCAAUAACCGUAAUCUUGAAACAUUCGAAGUUGAUAUCUCAAAUACAAAGAAACUUUUGGAGGGAGACCGUGGCAAAACUAUCCAUGCGAAGGGCAUAAUUGUGGUGGGUGAAUCUGGAUUAUUCACUCCUGAAAACAUUUCCUAUGUUCAAGAUGCAGGAGUUAGAGCUGUUUUGGUUGGGGAGUCUCUGAUCAAACAGACUGAUCCUGGUAAAGCAAUUACUGGCCUUUUUGGUAAAGACAUCUCUCUUUGAGUUAUUUUGUGUGCCCUCUGACAUUAACUUAUUUCUGCUUCACCUCAAUUAUGUACUCCUGUACUUGCUAUGUAUUGUAAUUUUGAUGUGUUUGAAAUCAGGGAAAAUAAAACAAAGAAGUAUAUAUAUAUAUAUAU